Toxorhynchites rutilus septentrionalis is the source of this 2469-nucleotide messenger RNA. RefSeq lists its product as uncharacterized. The coding region runs from base 1 to 2469 and encodes 822 amino acids. NCBI's taxonomy places the organism in Eukaryota, Metazoa, Arthropoda, Insecta, Diptera, Culicidae. Gene Ontology annotation, molecular function: nucleic acid binding. The record is from RefSeq and is a predicted model, not a curated record. The transcript has a single exon.
AUGAAGUUCCGGAUACAUCAUGUUGUAAUUGUUGCCGACAUUGAAAAAAUGUACCGGCAGGUACUGGUUCACCCCGAUGAUCAGUCAUUUCAACGCAUUCUGUGGCGAUUGAGUCCAGACGAUCCCAUUUCUACAUAUCAAUUGAAGACGGUUACCUACGGUACAUCGUCUGCUCCUUACCUUGCGACGAAAACACUCCAGCAACUUGCAAAUGAUUAUGGUGGAUCAGAUUUCCACGCAGUGAGAUCACUUCGGGAAGAUUUUUAUGUCGAUGAUCUGCUCACUGGUGCAGCAGACGUAGAAUCAGCAAUCAAACUUCGUCGGGAAUUAUCCGCAAUGCUCAGCUCCGCUGGGUUUCCUCUGAAAAAGUGGGCAUCUAAUGCAACUGAAGUUCUUCAGGAUGUGCCGCCAGAGGAUUUGGCCAUUCUUCCCUACCGUAGCCUCCAGGACGAGCAAGCUGUCUCCACUCUUGGUCUUGUCUGGGAACCGAAGUCCGACACACUCCGGUUCAAUGUUCAUUUGCCGCUUCCCGCUGCCGUCCUGACAAAACGAAAGGUGAUGUCAUACAUCGCACGGAUCUUCGAUCCGCUCGGACUAGUCGGUCCUACGAUUUCUAAGGCCAAACUGUUCAUGCAGCGUUUGUGGGCUCUGAAGCACAACGGCCAAAGCUGGGACUGGGACACUCCCCUCCCAUUGAAACUGCAAGAAGAAUGGAAACAGUUCCAUUCUACACUCAAUCUCCUUAGUGAAGCUCGUAUCCCGCGAUUUGUAUCGAUGCCUGACUCCGUCAGCAUUCAGCUUCAUUUCUUCUCUGAUGCGUCAGAAAACGCAUAUGGUACCUGUUGUUACGUCAGGACUGAAACAUCCGAUAAAAUCUCGGUCCAAUUAUUGACUUCCAAGUCAAAGGUCGCCCCAUUGUCAACCCGACAUUCCAUUGCUAGACUAGAGCUAUGCGGAGCACAUCUAUCUAUGCUGCUCUUCAAGAAGGUUAACAACGCCCUUCAAACUCCUUCGACUGUUCACUUUUGGACGGAUUCUACCACGGUCCUUCAAUGGUUACACGCUUCGCCAAGCCGCUGGAAAACAUUUGUGUCGAAUCGAGUUUCACAAAUCCAACUCAACACCAAUGUUGACUGUUGGAAACAUGUUGCGGGUAUUGACAAUCCCGCUGAUGAUAUCUCCAGAGGACUACAGCCUGCAGAUAUUAUCACCCGCACUAGAUGGUGGAGAGGGCCACCAUGGUUAGCACUUCCUUCUGACUGCUGGCCCAUCACCUCAUUUUCCAAGGAAGAAACCGCUGGUGCAUUGUCGGAAAGCCGAAAAUCUCCAUUAACUGCAAUGACGUCAGUACAGUCUACAUUUUGCAAUGAAUUAUUCAGUCGGUUCUCGAGUUUCACCAAGUUACGUCGUGUCACAGCUUUCUGUCAACGCUACAUAGAAAACCUACAUAGCCGUUUUUUAGCUCAACGUGAGAAUUCAGAAAAUUUAAAACCAUCGAACAUCAUCAUCAGCACUAGUGUAAUGCCUGAUUCGCUUAAUUCGUCGGAACUUCGUAGAGCAGAAAACUUCUUAUGUCGUUUGGCGCAAGCCGAAAUGUUUGCGGAGGAAAUUUCCAACCUUACAAGUGGGGAACGAGUCGCGAAAAAUUCGCCACUCAAAUGGUUGAACCCAUUCAUCGAUCGAGACAACAUCCUUCGUGUCGGUGGCCGGUUAAGCAACGCUCCACUGACGACCGAAACCAAACAUCCACUCGUCCUCUCUGCUAAGCAUCCGCUCUCUGCUUUGUUGGCUAGUCAUUAUCAUUUGAAGCUACUGCAUGCAGGUCCACAACUCAUGCUCGCUACUCUCCGCCAGAAGUAUUGGAUUCUGGGCGGAAGAAACUUGGUUAAAUCCGUCUUUCACCAUUGCCACACUUGCUUCAAAAGCAAGCCCACACUAGUCCAACAAAGCACAGCCGAUUUGCCAGCAUCGAGAGUCUCGCCAACCAGACCAUUCUCUGUUUGCGGAGUGGACUACUGCGGUCCAUUUUUUAUAAAGUCACCUGUGAAAAAGCGCGGUCCCACCAAGACCUAUGUGGCCAUUUUUGUCUGCUUCUCCACCAAGGCAGUUCACAUAGAGUUGGUGAGUGACCUGUCCACCCCAGCGUUUCUAGCUGCACUUCGCCGCUUAGUUGCUCGUAGAGGAAAAAUAUCAGAAUUGAAUUCUGACAACGCCACGGCAUUUAAGGGCGCAUCGAAUGCACUACAUCGCAUCUAUCGCAUGCUGAAGGUCGACGAGGAUGAACGGAGACUCAUAUUCGACUGGUGUGCCGACAACGAAAUUCGUUGGAAAUUUAUUCCGCCCCGCGCACCGCAUUUCGCGCGGUCUCUGGGAGGCCGCGGUGAAAUCAGCGAAAUCACAUAUGCUGAAGACCAUUGGAAAUGUCAACAUAUCAUACGAGGACAUGCUGACACUUUUGGCACAAGUUGA